Molecule: messenger RNA, 1662 nt
Organism: Aphanomyces astaci
Lineage: Eukaryota; Oomycota; Saprolegniomycetes; Saprolegniales; Verrucalvaceae
Exons: 2
Coding region: 40-1605 (521 amino acids)
Biological process (GO): maturation of LSU-rRNA from tricistronic rRNA transcript (SSU-rRNA, 5.8S rRNA, LSU-rRNA)
Cellular component (GO): nucleolus
Molecular function (GO): RNA helicase activity; ATP binding; nucleic acid binding
Source: RefSeq, a predicted model, not a curated record
GAAAAAUAUUGGCAAGUCUCCAUUCAGAUUUGGUUCAACAUGAGCACGUCCGCGGACCACGAAGCGGAAGACGCGCUGAUGGAGGCACCGGUGGCGCAGCAAGACAGCCGGUACUUUUCGGAGGAGCUCUUCGAGUCCCUUCCACUGUCCGAGCCGACACAGCGCAUCCUGAAGGAGCUGAACUUUGUCAAGAUGACCAAGAUCCAGGCCAAGUCGAUCCGGCCGUUGUUGAGCGGCAGCGAUUUGCUCGGCGCGGCCAAGACGGGCAGCGGGAAGACGCUGAGUUUCCUCAUCCCAGCCGUGGAACUUCUGUACAAGGUCAAGUUCACGGCGCGCAAGGGCACGGGGUGCAUGGUGAUCUCGCCGACGCGCGAGUUGGCUCUGCAAAUCUACGGCGUGGUCAAGGAGAUCACCAAGUACCACACGCAAACCCAUGGGAUCGUCAUGGGCGGUGCCAACCGUCGCGCAGAGGCGGAGAGGUUGGUGAAGGGCGUCAACAUUCUCGUGGCCACGCCAGGGCGACUGCUCGACCACCUCCAAAACACCAAGGGAUUCAUCUACCACAACCUGCAGAUCUUUGUGAUCGACGAAGCGGACCGCAUCCUGUCGAUCGGGUUUGAAGAAGAGAUGCGCCAGAUCAUCAAGUGCAUUCCCAAGACCCGGCAGACGAUGCUCUUUAGCGCCACGCAGACCAAAAAGGUGGAGGAUUUGAUCAAGGUGUCCAUGCAGGGCACGCCCGUGUACGUCGGCGUCGAGGACGAUGCCAACACUGAGGCCACCGUGCAAACCCUCGAACAAGGGUACGUGGUGACGCCCAGCGACAAGCGAUUCUUGCUCUUGUUUACGUUUCUCAAGAAGAACCUACACAAGAAGGUGAUGGUGUUCUUCUCAUCGUGCAACGCAGUCAAGUUCUACGGUGAGCUGCUCAACUACAUUGACGUGCCAGUGCUGGACAUCCACGGCAAGCAAAAGCAAAACAAGCGCACGACGACGUUCUUUCAGUUCUGCGGCGCCAAGACUGGCAUCUUGCUGUGCACUGACGUCGCAGCCCGAGGGCUCGACAUCCCCGCCGUGGAUUGGAUCAUCCAGUUUGACCCACCGGAUGACCCGAAAGAGUACAUCCACCGCGUCGGCCGCACGGCGCGCGGCGCCACCGGCUCGGGCAAGGCGCUGCUCAUGCUUCUCCCAGAAGAGCUCGGGUUCCUCAAGUACCUCAAAGCGGCCAAAGUCGGCUUGUCCGAGUAUGAUUUCCCCACGAAAAAGAUCGCGCAAGUCGAAGCGCAGCUCAUGAAGCUUGUGGAAAAGACCUACUACCUGCACAAGUCGGCCAAGGAGGCGUACCGUAGCUACCUGCUCGCGUAUGCAUCCCACGGGCUUAAAAAUAUCUUUGACGUUGGCACGCUGGAUCUGCAGGCCGUGGCCAAGUCGUUCGGGCUAACUGUACCCCCCAAGGUGACCCUUCCAGUGAAAACCGCGGGUAAAGAUGGCAAAAAGCGCAAGCGAGAAGAUGGAGGAACCAAGUACGGCAAGAGCGGCCACCAGUUUAGUGCCGACAACCCCUACGGCAAGAAAGCCAAGCACGAUUCGCGGCAAUUUGCACACUAACUAGACCAUCAUAUCCCAUGUUAUAUCUUUAUAAUGAACACACACGUUUUGCCAAAC